Messenger RNA from Podospora bellae-mahoneyi, 1914 nucleotides. RefSeq lists its product as uncharacterized. Gene Ontology annotation, cellular component: mitochondrion. The transcript is spliced from 2 exons. Gene Ontology annotation, molecular function: ATP binding; nucleic acid binding. Lineage: Eukaryota; Fungi; Ascomycota; Sordariomycetes; Sordariales; Podosporaceae. The record is from RefSeq and is a predicted model, not a curated record. The coding region runs from base 1 to 1914 and encodes 637 amino acids.
AUGUUCUUUCCCACAGCUCGUCUCUCACAACACGCGCUGCCCAGGCUUCUUAACCUCACGCUCCGCCAGACUGCUCAGCAAAAUAUACUACUCUCUUCCUUCGCCACACAUAUUGGUCGUAUUAGAGUCUCGUUCUCUACAUUCUCCCCCUUGCGCACCGCAUCCGCGACCGCAUCCGCGACCGCAUCCGCCGAGAUGGCUUCGAUCCAGAUUCCCACCGUGACUGCCGGCAGCGAGCGCGUCCCUUUCUCACAGCUCAAGGGUCGCAUUGCGCCCCAGCUCCUCCAAAAUAUCGAGAAGAUGGGCCUCACACACAUGUCCCCAGUGCAAGAAAAGGUCCUGCAGAUGUCCAGCCUCAAGAACGACUGCCUCGUACAAGCCAAGACCGGAACCGGCAAGACGAUCGCUUUCCUGCUCCCCGCCCUCCAAAACAUCAUGACCGCCCCAGACCUGCAGCGCGAGUUCGUUGCAAUCCUCGUCCUCGCUCCCACCCGCGAGCUGGCCCAGCAGAUUGCCGAUGAGUGUGACAAGCUCACCGGGAAGUCUUUCGAGUGCCACAUUGCCGUAGGCGGCACCUCCAAGAACUCGCUCCUUCGGAGGUUCCUCAAUGGCAAACCCACCAUCCUCGUCGCCACCCCCGGCCGCCUCAUCGACUACCUCUCCGAAGAAGAAACCAGACACAAACUCACCAAGCUCCGCUGCGUGGUCCUUGACGAGGCAGACCGCAUGCUCGACCAGGGGUUUGCCCCCUCCAUCAAGAGAAUCUUGCAACAAAUCCCCAAGAAGCAAACUGCUGGCUGGCAAGGCAUGUGCUUCUCUGCUACCGUCCCAGACGAGAUUCAGCAGUUCCUGCCCUUGGUCCUCGACAAGAAGCACGACCGCAUUUCCACCAUCGACCCCAAUGAGACCCCUACCGUCGACAGAAUCCCCCAAUCCGCCAUCCCUAUCCCCUCCAUCGCCGACGCCCUUCCCGUCUUGCACUCCUACCUCAUGACACAAAAGAAAACCAACCCCCAGCUCAAAGCCGUCAUCUUCUGCGGCACCGCCCGCCACGCCGCUUUGCUCUACCACAUCUUUGGUCCCACCGGCGGCGCCGCCCCCAAAGGCCUCUCCUGCUUCCAGAUGCACUCCCGUCUUUCCCAACCAGCACGUACACGAACAAUCGAAGAGUUCAAGAACGCCGAAUCAGGCCUCAUGUUUGCAUCUGAUGUCAUUGGACGUGGCAUGGACUUCCCUGACAUUGACCUAGUCAUCCAGAUGGGCUUCCCUCCCGAAAAAGCACAAUACGUCCAUCGUGUUGGGAGAACGGGAAGAGCAGGCAAGUCGGGGGAAGCAACCAUGAUUUUGACGCCCCAGGAGAUGAGGUUUGUGAGAGCGAAUAAGGACUUUCCCAUCAAGGUUACUGAGCCAUUCAACCACCCCGACCUGCCAAAAUCGGUUACCAAGAUUGAGGAAGCUCUCGCCAAGGUGCCGGAGUUGACGAAAUUCCAAGCUUAUACCGCCUUCCUCGGCUUCAACAUCACCGUGGCGAGACAGCUGGGCCUCCAGCCGCCAGAGAUUGUUGGUUUGGCCAACGAGUUUGCCUAUGCGAUGGGGUACGAGGAGAUCCCAGAGGUGGAGGCCAAGAUGGUGGGCAAGAUGGGGCUCAAGGGCGUGCCCGGGUUGAGGAUCAUGGGCAAGGGGGGAGUGAGCAGAGCUGCUCCGGUGCCGAGCGGAAGGACGGGAGGGGGGAGGGCCCAGGGUGGCCCGGGGAGGAUGCAGAGGGGCAAGGUGGCUGAUCCCAGGCCGCAAGGGGCGAGUGGAGGCAAUAAUGGGAGCAGGCUGGACGGCAACAGGAGGGGGCCGAGAGAGAGCACGGGUGCCAACGCCGAGGAGCCGAGCAGGAAACGGCCCAGGCGUGGUGCCCAGUCGUGA